This is a messenger RNA of Suillus clintonianus, 441 nucleotides long. RefSeq lists its product as uncharacterized. The transcript has a single exon. The annotation marks the transcript as partial. The record is from RefSeq and is a predicted model, not a curated record. NCBI's taxonomy places the organism in Eukaryota, Fungi, Basidiomycota, Agaricomycetes, Boletales, Suillaceae.
AUCGUGGACAAUUCUACUUUUGGCCCCGAGCUGGCGAACUUUCUCGCGCAUAUGAACCACGAUGUUUUAGAUUCGGCAGCGAUGACUACCGAAGCGCACUCCGUAGUCCUCAAAGGCACAGACCCUGCACAUCCUCGCCAUAUCACCGAACUUCUGACUGGCAUCCUCCGCGCCUUUGGCGAGCCAGCUGACAUCCCUCGUAUUCGAAAAUGUAUAUGUGAUGAUGUCUUAUGCUCGAAGGACAAGCUUCCGUGGCGAAGAUCGUCCCUCUGGCUUGUCAUAAGGGUUGUAUUGCAGACAUCUCUCGAGCGCACCACCCUUGGUCGAAAGGGCUACAAGGCUUUCAUGGCCUCGCUUAUGGCGGACCUUGUGUCCAAAGCGCUUGAGAAGGAUCUGUCGAGCGAUCUGCUCUACUUCAUGUCCACCCAGAUUAGUCGCCGC